Messenger RNA from Trypanosoma rangeli, 652 nucleotides. RefSeq names its product putative synaptojanin (N-terminal domain), putative,inositol/phosphatidylinositol phosphatase. The record is from RefSeq and is a predicted model, not a curated record. NCBI's taxonomy places the organism in Eukaryota, Euglenozoa, Kinetoplastea, Trypanosomatida, Trypanosomatidae. The transcript has a single exon. The annotation marks the transcript as partial.
GCGUGGACGUAUUCUGCUUGCGCUCAUAGACACGUUUUUGGUGCCUAGUAAGUUGGAGAACGCACCAGUGUAUAAUCCACGCAAGCUGUUUGAGGAAGAGGAACCGGCAGGUCUUUGCAUCACUCUCAGCGAGGCUGGGGUAGCAACGUUGCCAAGCGCAACUGGCAUGAACGACAAUGACGACGACGACGUGGGUCCUCCUGGCGGAGGCGGCGGUGGAAAGUUUUCUCCACAAAACCGAAGUUCCACACCCAGUGGCGUUAUGCAACGGGCAAGCAGCAUACCAGUUGGGGCGGCCACAUGGUUUACCUCAUGGUUUGGUAAUCGUCUGUCGAGCAGAAGUGCCGUUUUUACGCAUCCAUGUGUUCCCCUCAUUCCUGCCCUGCUGCACAGACAAGUUUACGCCAUUCAGGGGCGUGUGCUCCGCUCACUCGCUCCUGCCUCCGCGCGGACCGCUGUGAUGCGCGACGGUGUCGCUUGUCACCGCGCACUACUACCGUUACUUUUUUGCCCUGAGGAAUUUGGCACCAACACCGAUGAAGUGCUUCGUUCGCUGCAACAGAUGCACGCAAACGCUGGUGGCCGAAAACAAAGCUUACCAGCGACCCCCAUCUCUCCCGAUACCUCGUCCCUCGUACUGGAGACUCGGUGA